CUCUCUCUCUCUCCCUCUCUCUCUCUCGCUCUCUCACUCUCUCCUGUCAUUGCUGCACCCUGGAGGCUUUACAUGCCGUGGUCACAUUUCCUUCAGCGGAGCUAACGGUAUUAUGACUGCCCUGUGUCGCCUGGUCCAAAGGACACUUCUGAACGGCUGGACGUCGUGUCAUCCGUGUCGUAUAUUGGCCGGACAGAAGAACGUGCGCGCGGCCAGCUCGUCCAGCCCAGUCAACUUGACCUAUGACGUCUUUGAUGGGAAGGGGGACAGCACGCCGCUGGUCUUCCUGCAUGGCUUGUUUGGCAGCAAAUCAAACUUCCACUCCAUCGCCAAGUCGUUAGUUCAGCGUACAGGUCGAAAGGUGUUGACAGUUGAUGCUCGUAACCAUGGCAACAGCCCCCACAGCUCAGCACUGACAUAUGAGGCCAUGAGCAGUGACUUGAAGCACCUCCUCUCCCAGCUGCGCAUUGACAAGUGCAUCCUGAUUGGACACAGCAUGGGUGGGAAGACGGCGAUGACCACCGCCCUGAUACAGCCCUCACUGGUGGAGAGGCUGGUGGUGGUGGACAUCAGUCCGUCUCAGACCAACACCAGGACCAACUUCCACUCUUACAUCCACGCCAUGCAGGACGUGAAGAUCUCCACAGACCUCCCACGCUCCACCGCCAGGCGCAUGGCGGAGGACCAGCUCCGCAAGACGGUCAAGGAACACUCAGUGCGUCAGUUCCUGCUCACUAACCUGGUGGAGCACAACGGUCACUACACCUGGAGGGUCAACCUGGACGCCAUCUCGGCUCAUCUUGAUGACAUCAUGAGCUUCCCCAGCUUUGACGCCGCCUACAGCGGACCCACGCUGUUUCUGGGCGGAGCCAGUUCUGCUUACAUUAGCUCUGAGGAUUACCCAGAAAUCCAGCGGCUGUUCCCAAGCGCAGACAUCCAGUACAUUCCAGACGCCAGCCACUGGAUCCACGCAGACAAACCUCUAGACUUCAUCAGCUCCAUCAUCUCCUUCCUUCAGUCCUAGCCGCACGUCAAGGAUGGAACCUUUAGAACCGCCCCACAAAGCACCGAAACGUGAGGUGAGAACUCACAUGGAAUAAGUUGACGAAGUAGACAGCAGCUGCUUCAAUUAGUGACAACAUGUUCUGAUCCAGUCCUGGUUCCACUGGACCACCGUGCUGACUGAUGAUGACAGCUCAAGCCUUGUACGCGGUCAGAACAGGAAUUUGUUUGACUUUUCUUAAAGUCUUGUCAGUUGUUGCACAGUUCCAAGUGCAGGGGUGUCCAAAGAGCAGCCUUGGGGCCAUUUUUGGCACACAGCUUAGUUAUUUAUUAUUAACCCUCAGCAUAUAGUAAGAAUAAAAUGUAUGAAUUAUUAAUUAGAUAUAUUAUUAGAUAUUACACUUUGUCAUCUAUAAUAGAGAUAAGAUGUUGGUGUUUUGUUUUGGGUUCUUUCAUUUUCUGUAUGUGACCCUCAUUACACCCCUGACCUAGUGCAUACUACCAAGUGCAUGCUACAUGCUACAUGCUACAGCGUCACUACGCUGCUGAAUUUUAAGACCAGUUGAGAAAUUGCAAGAAUGACAUUUUGCACUGUUGGAUCUGAAAGAGGUUCUCAGUACAGCUUCAAAAUGCAAAAAGAAGAAAUGGGAGGAACCAAUUUCUUUUGCAAACAAGCAUUCAAGUGAAGUAGAGAGUCGGUC
Molecule: messenger RNA, 1703 nt
Organism: Doryrhamphus excisus (bluestripe pipefish)
Lineage: Eukaryota; Metazoa; Chordata; Actinopteri; Syngnathiformes; Syngnathidae
Gene: abhd11
Product: abhydrolase domain containing 11
Biological process (GO): lipid metabolic process
Cellular component (GO): mitochondrion
Molecular function (GO): carboxylic ester hydrolase activity
Source: RefSeq, a predicted model, not a curated record